Zophobas morio is the source of this 1850-nucleotide messenger RNA. It is a transcript of the gene eIF3d1, whose product is annotated as eukaryotic translation initiation factor 3 subunit D. The transcript has 8 exons. The record is from RefSeq and is a predicted model, not a curated record. Gene Ontology annotation, biological process: translational initiation. Bases 96 to 1781 code for a protein of 561 amino acids. Gene Ontology annotation, molecular function: translation initiation factor activity. Lineage: Eukaryota; Metazoa; Arthropoda; Insecta; Coleoptera; Tenebrionidae. Gene Ontology annotation, cellular component: cytoplasm; eukaryotic translation initiation factor 3 complex.
AUGCGCUUUGGUCUUUUCCGGCUGUCGCGUGAACAGAAAAGCCAGGUUGUGUCCGAUUUUAUUGUUGAACAUAUUGUUUAUUCAUUUACAUUCAAAUGACUAUGACCGACGGGCAAGUGAGUGAAGUGCCCAAGUUUGUGGCACCCGUAAUUCAGGACAACCCCACGGGAUGGGGUCCUUGCGAAAUGCCUGAUCAGUUCAGAGACAUGCCCUACCAGCCCUUCAGCAAAGGAGAUCGUCUCGGCAAAAUAAGCGACUGGACCGGGGCUGCCUUCCAAGACAAAAAAUACGCCAACAAGUACGCGUCGCAGUUCGGAUCUGGUAGUCAGUACGCUUACUAUCAUGAUGAAGAUGAAAGCACUUUCCACUUGGUUGAUACAACACGGGUGCAGAAGCCACCCUAUCAACGAGGCAGAUUCCGGGCCAACCAACGCAACUUGCGAGGGCGUGGAGGCCGUUCAGGAGUGCAAGGGGGAGGUAUGCAGUCGCUUGGAAAGGGAGUUAAAGCGCGCGAUACGUACAAGAGGAGUCAAGUUAAAAAAUGGGGACAAGGAAGGCCUCAAAUUAAAAUUCGGGAUGCAUCAGUUACUGUCAGACCAGAUUGGGUUACUAUUGAAGAAAUGGAUUUUCCUCGUUUGGGAAAAUUGUCAUUGCCAAGUAUCAAAGAUGGUGACGAUACAAUCUGUUGUGGUGAACUAGAGUAUUACGAUAAAUCAUAUGAUCGUGUUAAUGUGAAGAACGAAAAGCCGCUGCAGAGCGUUAAUCGCAUUUUCCACACGGUUACAACUACUGACGAUCCUAUUAUUCGUAAACUGAGUAAAACUGAAGGGAAUGUGUUCACAACUGAUGCUAUUCUUGCAACUAUAAUGUGUUGCACCCGGUCGAAUUACUCCUGGGAUAUUGUUAUCGAAAAAAUUGGCGAUAAGUUGUUCUUUGAUAAGAGAGACAACACCGAAUUUGAUUUAUUAACCGUUAACGAAACUUCCGUUGAACCACCACAGGAUGAUGGCAAUUCGCUAAAUUCCCCACGGAAUUUAGCCCUGGAGGCCACUUUCAUCAACCACAAUUUUAGCCAACAGGUUUUGAGAACGGGAACCGGAGAACCUCGCUACAAAUUUGAUAACCCCAAUCCUUUCAUUUCUGAGGAAGAAGAAGGUGAAGUGGCUAGUGUAGCAUACAGAUAUAGAAAAUGGGAUUUGGGAGGUGGAAUUGUUCUUGUUGUUCGUUGUGAGCACGAUGCAGUCGUUCAGUCACCGAAUGGAGAACUACAAUUUCUCACUAUCAAAGCCUUGAAUGAGUGGGACUCUAAACUGGCCAAUGGCGUUGAGUGGCGUCAAAAAUUGGACACUCAACGAGGUGCGGUAUUGGCUAAUGAGCUGCGUAAUAAUGCCUGCAAGUUAGCGAAGUGGACAGUGCAGGCAUUGUUGGCAGGAAGCGACCAAAUUAAAUUUGGUUACGUUUCGCGUGCUCACGUACGUGAUAAUAGUAAGCAUGUAAUCUUGGGAACACAACAGUAUAAGCCACAUGAGUUUGCAACUCAGAUUAAUUUGAAUAUGGAUAAUGCCUGGGGCAUUUUACGUUGCAUUGUUGACAUCGUGAUGAAGCAGAAAGAUGGAAAGUAUUUGAUUAUGAAAGAUCCAAAUAAGCCCAUGAUUCGUCUGUACGAUAUACCAGAUAAUACAUUUGAAUCUGAUGGAGAAUCUGAAUCCGAAGAUGACGUUGCUCCAGAUUCUGUUACUUUCCAGACUUUGUAUCCCUAUGCAAACACCUCGAAACGUUAGACUUUUUUUUGUAAUUUUCUAUCAUAUGUGCUACCAGUUUAGGAAAGGCUAAUAAAUAUGUAUCAGAUA